Molecule: messenger RNA, 1431 nt
Organism: Caenorhabditis remanei
Lineage: Eukaryota; Metazoa; Nematoda; Chromadorea; Rhabditida; Rhabditidae
Exons: 5
Coding region: 1-1431 (476 amino acids)
Biological process (GO): innate immune response
Source: RefSeq, a predicted model, not a curated record
AUGUUAGAACCGAUCAUCUACGUCAUGUGUCAAUGUUUGGAGAACUCAUUGCAAUCGAGAACUGAAAAGUUGAAAGUGGAACAUUUCGAUCUGUCAGUUCUUGAAAUAAAUCAAGUUGUAUCAGCAGUUAACCUACUUGACCGUGAGAUUCUACGGAUGGUUACUGUACACUUGCCGUUUGAAGAUCAAGUAUUCACAGCUGAUGGCUUCAUACCUCUAAUAGAAGGGCAGGGACAGCAGAGGUUAAAUUUGAGAAUCCAGUUACAUAAGUUCUCAUUGAAAAUAUCAGCGGAAGUGAGGAAGCUUCUUACCUUCACUUCCCAACUCAUUUCUAUCACUAUCAUCUGUAAAACUAUUGAUGAGAAAUGCAUUGAAACAACUCCUGAAGCAAAAUAUUUGUCAGAUGGAAAGUUUGUGAAGUUUUCAAUAGAUCACGCUGAGGAUCCAAUUGAAGGAAUGACUAUGCUAACCCUAUCAGACAACAAAUUCCAUUUGAAUAUCUUCGAAAUCCCUUCGAUAAUGAGGUCAAUUGCACCGAAUUUAGGAUGUCGUCAAAUCCAAUCACUUCGAAAGGUGUCUAGACGUAUCCGACAUUGUGUUGACUAUAUCAAACCAGAUCCGCAUAUCAUUAGUUGCUCCGUUUUUCUCGCGAAUUAUUUAAGAGUUGACUUUGAAGAAAUGAUGAAUGAAAAAAUUGUUGCACGCUACAAGGGAUUUCUGGAACAGGAAGCAAUUCGAGUUGUAAAUGAUUUUGAUUUGAAUACAAGACAUCAAAAAAGUUGCAUGGAUCAACUAUAUAUUGGAAUGUAUGAAGAAAUCUGGUAUUCAAAAAAAGAAGACUAUCCAGAGUUGUCAAAGAUUUUCAAAGGGAUAAGAGAUGUUUUGAUCUCUAGGACAUCCCCAUUAAAAGUUAAACGUUUGACCUUGAGUACCCGCUGGCAAUGUUUGAUGAUGAAUGUUCUGCCGUUUCUUGACGGAGAAUCUUUGAAAUCUAUUAGAAUACAAAAGGCCUUCAAAAAAGAUAAAGAAUAUAGGAUUGAUCUAGAUGAAAUUUCAAAAACUGAGCAAUGGAGCAAAGCGAAGGAGUUGAAUACAGAUUUGACCGUUCGAACGUCAAUUCAAGACAUGAAUAUUCUGAUGUUUGAAAGGAUAUUUAUUACGUUGGAAACAAUGUCGCAGGAGGAUAUUACAUAUUGCAGAAAAAACAUCCCUCAAUCUCUAGUCUUCAAAAACUUCAGCCUACUCAUCAAGAACUGUUCAGACUUUUUAACAGCACUAGGAGAUCUUUAUCGAAUUGUCAACAAUAUUCAGUAUAUUUUUUGGUUCCGGAUUGAGAAUACCCCAGAAUAUCUUUAUGUGAAUUUCCGACAAACUCGCCCUCGUCGUUUGGUGUUUUCAAAAGUCCAUCAGGACGACUCUCCAUUCUUUUGA